Molecule: messenger RNA, 1158 nt
Organism: Closterium sp. NIES-65
Lineage: Eukaryota; Viridiplantae; Streptophyta; Zygnematophyceae; Desmidiales; Closteriaceae
Source: the annotation of a GenBank genome assembly
AUGGCAGUCCCUCGAGCUCUCCGACUGCAGCAGCAGCGGCAAAAGGAGGAACUGCGAGCUCGAGAGGCUUCGCAGCAGCCAGGGAACGUGGUGGUCAUACUUCCCAUAGUCACGGCCUCAGUCACGGCGCGCACAGCCACUGUGACUCCGUUAACGCAGGAGGAGAAGGACGAGCUGGAGGUGGCGAAGACCCCAGGCCUGCUCGCACCCAUGAGCAUUUCAGUCAGGCAAAUGCCCGACAAUCCCGAGGAGUUUGAGAACCUUGGCUCCAUGCGCACGCGCUUCUCCCCAGCCCUCGUCUACAACCUUCUCAGAAACUUCGAGGAUGCUCCACGUGUUUUUAAGAACAUCGCCCACUGUGACGUGGACCCACUGGAAGAGCCUGGCACCUUUAGAGUCACACAGCACGUCAAGUGGCGCUUCCUGUUUCUCUCCGGCACAUUCGCCACCACACUCAUCUGCCAACGAAAUGAUGGAGCAAGAUCAUCGCCUCUCACUGCAUGCUGCCCAAUGGCAUCUCUUAUUUUCGUUUCGCUGCUGCAUCACUUCACUCUUACCAGGGCGGAGCCUGGCUUUAUGAAGGCUUUCAAAGGAGGCUGGACUAUUCACGACCUGAGCCCUCCCAAGCCGUUGCCCCUUGCACCUCCAUCUACUCCGCCUUCCAAGGUAGCUCUGAAGCCCAGCUUCCUUCAGUCGCUGGCAGCAGCACUUCCAGGGGCGGCUGCCACAGCAGCUGAAACAGCAACUCCUUCUGGGGUUGCUGAAGGAGCAGGAAGUGGGAUGCCUCCUAGCGGGUCGCUGAUUGAGAUGUGGCAGCUGUCUCAGCCUGCAAUGGUUCCCCCUCGACCACUUUGCCUUGCGAACAUGUCUGUUUCCCGCUCGUCCGCACAGCCUGCGGUUAGCCGCGUCGUCACGCCAGUCGCAAAGCGAGUGUGCGACCUGACAGGAAAGAGGCGCAACAACGGGUACUCGGUGUCAUUCUCAAACCACCGCACCAAGAAGGUGCAGCAGCCGAACCUGCAGUACAAGCGUGUGUGGUGGGAGGAGGGGCAGCGGUACGUGCGCCUCAAGCUGAGCACCAAGGCGAUCAAGACACUCGAGUGGAAGGGGCUCGAUAAGAUGGCCAAGGAGGCUGGCAUUGAUCUUAGCAAGUUCUGA